AUGUCUUCAACCGUAAUGGGCAGUGAGAGGCAGAGCGUGGACCUGACCAUGGCCAGAAAUGAUUUGAACUUAACUUUAAACAGAAAUGACUUAGGAUUAAAUAGAAACGAUUUGAGUUUGAAUAGAUCUGAUUUAACACUAGUUAAUUUAAAUAGAAGUGAUUUGAAUCUUACAAGAAAUGAUUUGAAUCUGAAUAGAAAUGAUCUAGGAUUGAACAGAACUGAUUUGGGUUUGAACACAAGAGAUUUAACAUUGAAUAGAAAUGAUUUGGCAGUGAACAGAGAUGAUUUGUCGUUAAAUAGGAAUGAUCUUGGUUUAACUAGGAGUGAUUUGGGAUUAAAUAGGCCUGAUUUGGGUAUAAAUAGGAGUGAUUUGAGUUUAACUCCGCUCAAUAAUACUGGAACACCGUCUUAUACAGAUGUUUUGAGGGCCGCAGUGUCUUUGGAUCUAACUAAUGGACGUCAUGGUGUUGACCCAAUGGGUCUCCCUCGAGCUUUACACCAUCAUCAUCAUGCUGCAUCAACAAGUGCAUCAUUUGGUGACGUCACGCAUCAUACUGCCUCCAGAUUAUUAGCUGCUGAACACAGUCUUACAGCAAACAGAUUACUCCCGGACCCUGUACACAUACUUCUAGACCACCACUCCCACACGCACCAUCACCAUCACCACCACCACCAAUCAAUGUCUCAUCAUCGGUUAUUGGCAUCCCCCGCAGUCCCUGCUUCAACAACUGCAGGUUCUGCAUCGACUGUGGAUAUUGUUGAUGUCAGUUCAAGUCAGGAGGUCAAUGUUAAUCCAGUGUCGUCAACAUCUAGUGUGAUAGGUGCUUUGGGUGGUGUAUCUCCACCGAGAGGCGUGUUUUCCAAUUAUCAUGCAAGCGGGGCUGUAGGGUUUCAGUCUCAGAAUGUUGUCGGGGUUGGUGUUAAUGGGGGAGCUGCUUUUCAUCCUUAUUCUGCAGGAGGAUAUUAUUAGGAAGGGAUGGGAAGAGAUACAGGUAUAUAUUGUGAUAAUUGGACAGUAAAUUUAGCUAAGUUAAAUUAAUUAA
Messenger RNA from Ctenocephalides felis (cat flea), 1045 nucleotides. RefSeq lists its product as uncharacterized. Lineage: Eukaryota; Metazoa; Arthropoda; Insecta; Siphonaptera; Pulicidae. The coding region runs from base 1 to 972 and encodes 323 amino acids. The transcript has 4 exons. The record is from RefSeq and is a predicted model, not a curated record.